This is a messenger RNA of Guyanagaster necrorhizus, 944 nucleotides long. RefSeq lists its product as uncharacterized. The coding region runs from base 378 to 944 and encodes 188 amino acids. NCBI's taxonomy places the organism in Eukaryota, Fungi, Basidiomycota, Agaricomycetes, Agaricales, Physalacriaceae. The record is from RefSeq and is a predicted model, not a curated record. The transcript has 7 exons.
CUUGAAUUGACUUACUUUGACUUUGGAGGUACAUAUUACUCUACAACGGUGCUGGAUCACUAAGCCUCGAUUCGUUCCUUCUUCUGUGCAUUUCUCUCUGCACGUAUCGCUUCAGAACGCAUCCUUAAAUCACUCUGUUCCUUGCAGAGGUUGCCUCUGGGAGUGUCACAGAACGGAACAACAUCCAGCAUGGCUUUUAUUCCAUUAUACCAAAACUGCGCCUUCGCAAACUCUUGUUCAGUGGCGUAUUCUCCUCUGAACUUCCAAAACUUCGUCGUAAGGCGAUGGAGGCAGUUGGGAGGGAUGGCUGUAGGGAUGGAUGCUGGAGGGAAUCCUAUAACAUCCACAUGAAAGACUAAAAAAAGGCAAUUUCGUCGAUGCUAAAACGAAGAGGAGAGAUAAUUAAUUCUCGCAUCCGUGAUGCGAGUUCUAUUACAUCCGAACAUUGUUUAUUUUAUAUUAAAGGCACGCACAUGGUCAAGGAUGGUGCAGUUUGGAUCCGCUCAGAUCUCCAGGAUCGUGGCAUGGUAGUAGGGAAUUACACGGAGGCCUUUCAAGGCAUGGAGGAUGGAGCGUCGUUCCUUGAGAGGGAUAGGAAGCAGUGGCGAGGACACGAUGCAGAUGGAGGUUGGAGUUACGUUCUUCAAACUUCCAGUUCUCUCAAUAAACGCAUUUCCACGCGUCAUUCGCAUCUGCAUAUAAAUUUCUUCGGUCUCGAUAUGUCGUAUCUGGCGCAUUCACAUCAAUCCUGUGACGAUUUGAUGGAUUGUUCAAAAGGUCAGAAACGGAGCGAAUCGCAUUUAACGCGACCUCAACGCCUAAGUCCAAGUGGACAGGGUAACGAAAUUAUAAUCCUGCAGACAUUCGAUAGCCAACGUUCGUUUACCAGCGGCCUAGCGACUUGGCGAAUACUUGGCAGUUCCCAUCACUUCUCUCCAUCCUAA